Molecule: messenger RNA, 2119 nt
Organism: Thrips palmi
Lineage: Eukaryota; Metazoa; Arthropoda; Insecta; Thysanoptera; Thripidae
Gene: kermit
Product: PDZ domain-containing protein GIPC3
Exons: 7
Coding region: 164-1183 (339 amino acids)
Molecular function (GO): protein binding
Source: RefSeq, a predicted model, not a curated record
CCGCAGCGCGACAUCCAGGUUAAAGUCCCCUGCGCCGCGUAGCGCCGCGCGCCGCGGACGGGACUCCGCGCCGCGAGUGCGAGUGCCAGUGUUGAGUGCAUGAAUGUGUCUGUGAAUACGAAUCUGUGAAUAAGUGCCUGUGCUAGUGCCGGUGGCCGGCGCGAUGCUCAAGAACAUGCCGCUCUUCAACAAGCGGAGCGCCAAGAAGGAGGCCGACUCUGUGCCCGUGCUGGGCGGGCUGGGCGACACCAACGGCCACAACGGCGACCUGGAUGGUGGCCGCUACGGCGGCGAGCGAGAGCUGCUGCACAACCAGUCCGCACCGCCGACUCCUCAGCGGCAGCCCCUCGUCUUCCACUGCCAGCAAGCCCACGGCUCCCCCACUGGACUAAUUUGUGGCUUCUCCACCGUCAGGGAGCUCUACCAGAAGAUCUCCGAGUGCUACGACUUCCCUCCGGACGAUAUCUUGUUCUGCACGCUCAACACCCACAAGGUGGACAUGACGAAGCUACUCGGCGGCCAGAUAGGACUGGAUGACUUCAUUUUCGUACACAGAAAAGGUCGGCCGAAGGAAAUCGAGAUUACGAAAACAGAGGACGCGCUGGGGCUGACCAUCACCGACAACGGGUCGGGCUACGCCUUCAUCAAGAGGAUAAAGGAGGGCAGCAUCAUAGACUCUUUGCAAUACGUCCAAGUGGGAGACCACAUCGAAAAAAUUGACCGUGUGUCGGUCGUGGGCAGAAGGCACUUCGAAGUCGCUCGCAUGCUCAAGGAGAUCCCCAAGGGUGCCACAUUCACCCUCAGGCUGGUGGAGCCCCUCAAGGCUGGUUUCUCAAACAUUGGGCCGCGGUCGGGGCCUCGACAGAGCAAGGGCUAUGGCAACGGGAAGGGGACCCUUCGCCUUCGCGGGAACGGCCCCGCUCAAAUCGAAGAAUUGCCUGAUGCCUCAAUGCAGCUAGCCAUCGACAACAUAAACGCCUCAUUGGAGAAUUUCAUGGGAAUCAAUGACACCGAAUUGGCCACUCAAAUUUGGGAAAAGGCCGAAGGGAAGUCCAAUAGCAUGGAUUUUGCUGAAGCCAUCGACAACUCAGACCUGGAGGAGUUUGGCUUUACGGAUGAUUUUAUCAUUGAACUGUGGGGAAUGAUAACAGAUGCAAGGGAUGGUAGGCUGAAGCCAAAAUAAAAGUUGUUAUCAAUUAGGACUAUAUCCCAUGGAACCUCUGCUGAGCUAGUAAUAUUUUCUGGCUUCUAUGAAAAAAUACUUAAAAUUAUAAGUACCCAUGAAGUGAGUGUUUGUUGCCCAAGGCAUGACAUAUCAACUGACCUCGCUUAUAAAUUGAAUUUCCUCCUUGAUGCUCCUAGCUGUACACUGGCAGGACACUUUGAACCAAAGUCAAACAGCAUAAUUUUAGCACUCUCAGAACAGUAGUCAGAACAAUACCAAAAACAGCAGAGCGUACUGGGUCAAAAAAUGAAAUCUAUUGGUACAGUAUCAAGAAGGGGAAAUGUCAAAUCCCAAGAUUGUGUUAUUUAUAUUGUGUUCUUAAAUUAGUUUACUGUAUGUAAUUUUUGUUAUAACAAGUGCCAUUUUUAGUAAAGAAAUGAACUGUUCCAGCACAAGGGCAACCAGUAAGAGUAAUAAAAUCAUUUGUGCAUAUCCAAUAAUUAUUCUUGAAAGGCAGCUGGCUUUGGCUAUGAGCUUAAUUAUGAGUACUUUGAUCAACAGAUUAUCCAGAAUGUAUUUGGAUCAGUAGUGCUGCCAUCUUAGAACAGUGGGCUUUCCACACCUCUGGCCAUUUCUACUGUGUAAGAAAAAUGAAAAAUGAACUGGUAACAUUGAUGCUACCAAACAGUCAUUACCCAAUGCCUUUCUGUGUCUUAAAUUUUUAUCUUAAACAAAUUUGUAUUGUACAUAUUUUUUGUUUGAUUGUCAAUUCUGUGAAGUAUACAAAAUUAAAAGUAAAGAAGUAUGUGGGCAGUUAAGUUAAACAGAUCAGAGAUAAAAACAAUAAUUGUGAUUAUUCCGAGCGACCAAAGGAUGUACAGAGUCUGACGACUCUAAGUGUGAAAUAUUGUGUACAUAUUUAAUUGUGCUAUCAUUAAAUUUAUUAAGUAUCUA